GGAUGGUGGGCGUUUUAUCCCAAUCUCGACGAGCACGACGCCUCUUCCCAUCCACGUGGCAGUGACGGAGGCCUGUGCCUCUCUCUCAGUCGUAUUCUUCUGUCCUCUCGUCGCGAACGCACGAAAGAGAGAGAAGAAGGGGAAACUUUUUAGGGUUCGGUUACAGAGCGGUUUAGGGUUUGGAGAGCGGGAGGAGAACUAGGGUUUGGGGGCGCGCUGGAUGAUUAGAGCUGGAGAUGGUCCUGGGCUCCAUGCGGAAAUCGUUCAAGGAUUCGCUGAAAGUCCUGGAAGCUGACAUCCAGCAUGCCAACACACUGGCUUCAGAUUUUCGCAGAGAAUAUGAUGGUGCAUGUCUUCAGAUGCGAAUGUCAUAUAGCCCUGCUGCACACCUAUUUCUUUUUCUGGUGCAAUGGACUGAUUGUAGCCUUGCUGGGGCUCUUGGACUGCUGAGAAUUCUCAUAUAUAAGGUUUACAUUGAUGGAACAACAACCAUGUCAACCCAUGAAAGGAAAGCAAGUCUUAAAGAGUUCUAUGCUGUAAUUUUUCCAUCUUUGCUGCAACUACAAAGAGGGAUCACUGAUAUGGAGGAUAAAAAGCAAAAGGCAGUAUGCAUGGAAAGGUAUAGGAGAAGAGAUGAUGUUGAGAGGAAGCAGUUAUCAGUUAUAGAUGCUGAAAGAGAAGAAGAAUGUGGGAUUUGCAUGGAGAUGAACAGCAAGAUUGUUUUACCCAACUGCAGCCAUGCUAUGUGCAUGAAGUGCUAUCGUGAAUGGAAUGCAAGAUCUCAGUCAUGCCCCUUUUGCCGUGAUAGCCUCAGGAGAGUAAACUCGUGCGAUUUAUGGGUCUAUACUGAUAGCAGAGAUGUCAUUGAUAUGGCAACGGUGUCAAGGGAAAAUCUCAGACGCCUAUUCAUAUACAUAGAUAAGCUGCCUCUAAUAGUUCCGGAUGGUGUUUUCGAUGCCUACGAUUCUCAUGUGAAGUGAGCUGUGUUAGCUAUGUCACUGAUAGAUUCAACUACGUCAAUUCCGUCAGCAAGUGCCAGUCAUAUCAAUGCUGAUUUAUGAUUUGGUGGUGAUUCCAAUUUCUGUUCAAAAUGCUACGACUGCAUUUUAAAGCAGCUUAGGAAUUGGAGGGAGCUAUACUGAAGGUAUCUGUAGAUUGUGUCCAGGAAUGUGUAAAUGUCUGUGCAGUUUGUAAGUUUGCCAGUUAAGAGCCAUCUUUGUGUUUCACACGGUAAACGCAUGAACUAAUUUGGUGCCAAUGAUAGGGCUUAAGCAGUAUCAAGCCAUUGUGUUAUUGAAUAACUGUGUGCCUUCUUGGAAGAUAAAAGUAACUGUUGUCUGAAAA
Elaeis guineensis (African oil palm) is the source of this 1344-nucleotide messenger RNA. Its product is annotated as E3 ubiquitin-protein ligase AIRP2. Lineage: Eukaryota; Viridiplantae; Streptophyta; Magnoliopsida; Arecales; Arecaceae. Gene Ontology annotation, biological process: protein ubiquitination. Gene Ontology annotation, molecular function: ubiquitin protein ligase activity. The record is from RefSeq and is a predicted model, not a curated record.